AUAUCUAGCGAUUCUGCAGUGAAGGCUACAUUGUAGCCUUGUAGAAGAAUCAUCCGUCCACUUUGCUGGCUAAGAACACGGAUCACUCUUCAUCAGUUUGCCUUCAGCUUGCCCCAUCACUUCAUCUCCAUCAUGAAGUUGUCGGCUGUGUUCCUGAUGGUUUUCUCCAUGAUGGCUCUGACCAGUGGUUCCGAGAACCGUUUUUGCAGUUCACAUUUGUCAAAUUUAUGGGAGCCCUGUCCGUCUGGUUGGAGGAAAAUCAACAAACUCUGCUUUCGCUAUGUUGGCACACGCCUGACUUGGUUUGAUGCUGAGAAAAACUGUCAGUCCAUGGGAGGAAACCUUGCAUCAAUAUAUAACAUGGACUACUACACCCAGGUUCAGAAACUGAUACGUGACAAAACUGGUAGAGAUGAUCGAGCAUGGCUGGGAGGCUCUGAUGCACAUUGGGAGGGAUCCUGGUUGUGGAGAGAUAAUAUUCCAGUGACGUUCACAUACUGGUGUCGAGGAGAGCCUAAUAAUUUUGGAUUCAACCAGCACUGUUUGGAGAUGAACUUUUCAGGGGGAAAAUGCUGGGAUGACAUGUGGUGUGAUGGCUACCUGCCUUCUGUCUGCUUCAAGAAACUCUGAAAACUGUGAAGUUACUAAAAAGGCCUGAUGUGUUGAACAGAACCAGUGGAGAAUCAGAGCUGCUGUUUCUGUUUUCCUGCCUUUUUGCAUCUUCAUAGAAAACCCAAAAGAUAUUUCUGCUUCUCUACUUCCUGUCAUUUCUCUCUUUAAUGCAACCUAAGCAAUGAAGCGACAAGCAAACAGCAGCUGGAUUGUCUCUCUGUAAUAAAGUCAGACUGAAUAAGUUUUAAGAAAGAAUCUUCUAUGCAAAACUUUCUGCUAUUCUUUGGCUGAGCAA
Poeciliopsis prolifica (blackstripe livebearer) is the source of this 907-nucleotide messenger RNA. RefSeq names its product type-2 ice-structuring protein-like. The transcript has 6 exons. Bases 133 to 630 code for a protein of 165 amino acids. Gene Ontology annotation, molecular function: signaling receptor activity. NCBI's taxonomy places the organism in Eukaryota, Metazoa, Chordata, Actinopteri, Cyprinodontiformes, Poeciliidae. The record is from RefSeq and is a predicted model, not a curated record.